AAAAUUUCACACGCAUCACGGGAAACUAUCCUUUUCAACCUCGUGGUCGCAAGUGAUUUUUGACAGACUUCAUCCAAAGAAGAAAAAAUGGCACCACAAAAGAAAACCAAAAAGAACAUUGAGAACAUCAAUUCUCGACUUGGUCUUGUUAUGAAGAGUGGUAAGUUUGUACUUGGUUACAAACAAACCCUCAAGACCCUCCGUCAAGGCAAAGCUAAACUGGUGAUCAUUGCUAACAACACCCCUCCAUUAAGGAAAAGUGAGAUAGAAUACUAUGCUAUGUUGGCCAAAACAGGUGUCCAUCAUUACACAGGAAAUAAUAUUGAAUUGGGUACUGCCUGUGGUAAAUACUUCAGAGUGUGUACUCUAGGAAUCACAGAUCCAGGAGAUUCAGAUAUCAUCAGGAACAUGCCAACAGAACAGCAACAGUAAACAAGACAAUAAAUAUUAUUCUCUGGUCAA
Molecule: messenger RNA, 462 nt
Organism: Mytilus californianus (California mussel)
Lineage: Eukaryota; Metazoa; Mollusca; Bivalvia; Mytilida; Mytilidae
Product: 60S ribosomal protein L30-like
Exons: 5
Coding region: 88-432 (114 amino acids)
Cellular component (GO): cytosolic large ribosomal subunit
Molecular function (GO): structural constituent of ribosome; RNA binding
Source: RefSeq, a predicted model, not a curated record